This is a messenger RNA of Lachancea lanzarotensis, 675 nucleotides long. It is a transcript of the gene RMI1, whose product is annotated as LALA0S04e05028g1_1. The record is from RefSeq and is a predicted model, not a curated record. Lineage: Eukaryota; Fungi; Ascomycota; Saccharomycetes; Saccharomycetales; Saccharomycetaceae. The coding region runs from base 1 to 675 and encodes 224 amino acids. The transcript has a single exon.
AUGUCCAGCCGCAUUUUGACGGCCGACAUUACCCAGGGACCUUUUUCGAUUGCUUCAAAUGCUGCACAGAAUGAGCGAACACGUCUCAUAGACGAUGCGUUAGCCAGUGCCGUAUGGUCACCCCAGGGCAUAGAAGACCAACGACUAAUUACGGUCCAGCGACCACUUCUGUUCCAAGUAUGCAUGGUAGAGAACAUUGGACGGUCAAAAGCAAGUCAAUUGGACGUUAUACGCUCGAGAAUGGACCCUCGAACGCAGCGAGUAGAUCGUGUUAGUACAUCUGCUGACAGACAUUUGGUAACCGCAGUGGACGUCGACACAGAUGCCCCAGUUGAUACGGAAUUAACAGGAGCGGACAAGUCGACAUUCAAACUUACUUUACAGGACAAAACAGGCGCUAUGUACUUUGCAAUCAACAUGUCACCGUUAAACUUUCUGAAAAACGACGGUAGUUCAUGCGUAUUGGGCUCGAAAUUGGUGGUUUUACCGGGGGCGGUAUUCAGUCGUGGUGUGUUUCUGCUGCGGGACAGUAGUGUGACGUUUAUGGGCGGAAUGAUACAGUCUUGGAACCGUGGUCGCGAUCAAAAGAUGUGUACUUAUUUGGAGGCACAUUUGGAAGUCAGUAAAGCGGCUGAAUCCAGUUCUUCACGGAAACGCAAAGCUCCUGCUACCUGA